Cyphellophora europaea CBS 101466 is the source of this 1449-nucleotide messenger RNA. RefSeq lists its product as uncharacterized. Gene Ontology annotation, biological process: carbohydrate metabolic process. Bases 1 to 1449 code for a protein of 482 amino acids. The record is from RefSeq and is a predicted model, not a curated record. The transcript has a single exon. Gene Ontology annotation, molecular function: hydrolase activity, hydrolyzing O-glycosyl compounds. Lineage: Eukaryota; Fungi; Ascomycota; Eurotiomycetes; Chaetothyriales; Cyphellophoraceae.
AUGGCCCUUUCUAAACGUCCGGCAUACACGCGAGCUCCGGCAUCAGCUACGUCGACCGCUACAGACAGUGGUGUAGACGCUAUCACUACUGCACCAGUAAAUCCAGAAAGGCCACCAAGCAUCAAAGUGGCUUCGGCAAAGCUCGCGGAGAAGAAGGGCCCCUUCGAUACCCCGUACGAGUCACACGUCCCUUCCAGACUCUCCUCGUUCGUGGAGCUGCAGCAGGUCCAAGCAUCCAAGAACUACUUCCGAUCUCGGCGCGUCAAGAAGGGUGAAGUCUCACAGCCCUGGAACGAAACUAAAGAUUCCAAAGAGAAAUGGGUGUCUCUCAUUCCUCUAGUCGGCAUCCUUAUCGGUCUGGCACUGUCGGCAUUGCUCGUCUGGGAUGGCUUGCUCACAGUUGUGGACCAUGAAUAUUGCACAAUCCUCGACGACAGCUUCACUGACGGUCUUGAUGGUCAAAUUUGGUUGAAAGAGGCGGAAGUCGGAGGCUUCGGUAACGGACAAUUCGAGCAGACAACGUCAACAGAUGAAAACGUCUUCGUCAAAGACAGCAUGUUACACAUCAAACCAACACUUCAGGAUCCAGAGCUGAUCGAGACGAACAACGUAAUCGAUCUUCGCAAAGACGGCGUUUGCACGUCUGAUGUAUGGUCCAAUUGCCUCAUCUCGACUAACACUACAAACGGAACUAUCGUACCACCUGUCAAAUCUGGCCGUAUCAGUACCUCAAAGUCCAGAUCCAUCAAGUAUGGCCGGAUUGAAGUCACUGCCAAGCUCCCUCGAGGCGACUGGCUCUGGCCUGCCAUCUGGCUCCUCCCAAAGAACUCCGCCUACGGCGUCUGGCCACAGUCAGGCGAAAUCGAUAUUGUAGAGUCAAGAGGCAAUAACCACACCUAUCUCCAAGGUGGAAACAACAUCGUCUCCUCCGCACUUCAUUGGGGACCCAACCCAGCACACGACGCGUGGUGGCGCACCAACAACAAGCGCAGUGCUCUUCACACCACCUACUCCAGCAAGUUCCACACCUUCGGCGUUGAGUGGAGCGAGCGCUACAUCUUCACCUAUGUCGACUCCCGCCUCCUGCAGGUCAUGUACGUCGACUUCGAACCCGGGACCAGCCUCUGGGAUCGGGGCAAAUUUCCGACAUACGACAAGACCAACGGCACCGAGCUGCGGGAUCCGUGGUACCACGGCGGCAAACCCAUGCCUUCCAGACCAUUUGACCAAGACUUCUAUCUCAUCCUCAACGUCGCCGUGGGGGGCACGAAUGGCUGGUUCGAAGACGGGAAGAGCGAUAAACCCUGGGUCGACUCGAGCAAGACUCCGAGAAAGGAUUUUUGGAAUGCUCGCGAUACAUGGUAUCCGACGUGGGAAGGAGGGGGAGAGAUGGUCGUCAAGCGCGUGCGUAUGAUGCAACAAAAGGGAUAUAACGGCUGUGACCCUUGA